Molecule: messenger RNA, 3312 nt
Organism: Acromyrmex echinatior (Panamanian leafcutter ant)
Lineage: Eukaryota; Metazoa; Arthropoda; Insecta; Hymenoptera; Formicidae
Product: cytoplasmic dynein 2 intermediate chain 1
Biological process (GO): intraciliary transport
Cellular component (GO): cytoplasmic dynein complex
Molecular function (GO): dynein heavy chain binding; dynein light chain binding
Source: RefSeq, a predicted model, not a curated record
GUUGCCUUAGGAUCGACUGUAACUGUCAACGCCGAUCAAUUAGCGGUAUAAUGUCCAAUAAAGGAGCAACUAAAAAAAUUGGAUCUAAAGAUGAAGUCAAGACACGUGUCCGGUCAAAACCAAAAACGUCAUCCAGUAACGAAAACAAUACGGAUACAUCGAAAAAAUCAGAUCCUAAUUUUCCAAGGAAAUCUCAAACUAUUGAGCACAGAGGAGAUGGAGAUAGAGGAUCCAAAUUGUUGCAGAAUUCCUUGACAAGGACACAACUGAUUAGAAAUACUAUCAAGUCAUCCGCCGGAUCUUCUCAAGUUAAGACUGUCAAACAAGUAUCCUCAACAUCGAAAUCUAGUCCACUUAAUACUUCGUCUAGUCAUUCAUUAAUGAAGAAAAGUACAACUUCUAAAAUAAGACCUGAAAAUGUUACAAAAUCAAGCGAUGACAAUACAGUUAAAAAGAGGAAAUCCAGAGAACAAGUGGGAUAUUCAGAGAAGAGAGGUCAGAGUACGAUAUAUAUGCCAAAAUCGACUACAAACCAGCUCAAUAUUAAAUCUAACGAAAAGAUUGCAAUUCGAGCAUCAAAGGAUAAAGAAAAAUUGCAAGAUCACUCUGCACCUAAUCGAACUAAGCAACGAAUGUUGUCCAGAGAACGUAGGAAAUCCAGGACGUUAAGUCCAAGCGAGAUAAGAAUGCUACACAGUGCUAUAAGGAGACCAGAUAUCGUAGAAAAAGAACAGAAAAAAGAUAUUUUAACAGAUAGCCAUUCUGAUAUACAAGCAGACUUGAAUGAGGUGGACUACGAUUAUGAAGAUGAUUUUGAGGAUUAUGAAUCGGACUUUCAAGAAUGUACUGACAGCGAUACUCCCUCGAUUAGUGAAAAAUCAGAUAGCAGUGGAAGCAGUUCUCAUUUAGAACCGAUCGAAUUGCGUCUCCGAGAGAAGAAAAGCACGGAACACACAAAAGUCGAAGAGGAACAUAUGCUUGAUUCAGGACAUUACGAUCUAGCAGAAGCGAAAAAACGGGCAGCACGGGUAGAAUCUAUGCUUUUAACGCAAUCCAAUACAUCGCCGUUACCUGAAUUAAGAGAGCCAGUUGGUAAAACGUUUAGUGACGAUAGACCGAUGGAAAAUAAAUCUUUGCCGUCGUCCACUGAUGAAGGCUUCGAGGAUAGCCGUUCUGGGGAUUUUACUAGAUCUCCGCCGCUGUCGCAAGUACCAUUUAUCGAUUUUCGUAAAUCAAAAGAGAAUCACCGUGAAGAGAACUCGCGAAAGAUAAAAAGUAGAGGCGAAGAAUUGUUGGAAAUGAUAAAGCUAGACUUUAUGGAAUGGUCAUUAUUAGAAUGCAAUCCUAUACCUUAUGAUGAAUUCAUAAGAAACUACGGGAAAUUAAAUACGCAACAAGUGUUUACCCAAACCGGCGACGACAAUAUGGACAUUGAGAUACAAACGGAUGAAGUAUCUUGUAAGAACAAGUGGACGCAAUUUCCUGUAACUUGUAGAAAAGAAUUGCAUGAUAAACGAGAUAUAAAUUUAUUUAAAAUGGAGCAAAUAGGCGUCGGAAACGAUUUGGACGAAAUAGACGAUACAAAUUUUUUGUCACGACCAUCGUACGAUGUAUUGCGAUUAAACGAUUUUCUUAAUCGCGCGGGCGCGGUUGUAUUAUCGUUGUUGGAAGAGAGAGAACAUGGUGGCACCGUUUUUCAAAAUGAUGUGGGCGACUUAGCGUUCAGUGAUGGUUUCGUGAAGCUCUCUGUAGAUACAGUAACAUUCUUAGCUACUAGAUCAGUUAAGAUUAUACAUUAUUCGAAUGUUUUAAAUAAAGUUCUGCUCACCAUUCACGUUCCUGUGGAAGAGGAAUUAGAAACUAUAAGUAAACAGGAUUACAUCACUGAUUGUUGUAUCGGAUGCGUUUGGAAUAUUUCCGAACCUUCGAUGCCGAAGAAAUUAUUCUAUUCGCAAUGCCCUAUUACGGCUUGUUGCUUUCACUUAACGAAUUGCAACACAGUAUUUGCCGGACUCGAGGAUGGAUCGUUGAGUCUUUGGGACCUUAAGGAGGAUGAGAUGUGGCAUCAGAAGAUUACAGAUAAAGCUAACGAGUUAGAAUGGGUGAUCAGAACGCCUACUUACACGACAACGGCAGAGUUAGAUGCACAUACAUCGCAAGUUAUUGCGAUACGCGUACUGUCUAAGAUCGAAACUACUUAUGCUAAAGAAAGGAGCAACAAGUUUAUUCCUAUUCAGAUAUGUAGUUUAGAUGAAGAUGGUUGCCUCAUAAUAUGGAGUAUUUUGCAUAACAUGGGUAUGAAUAUAGAUGAUUUAGGGCUUUCUCACUGGGGUAACAUAAGACUCGUAAAGAAUCAGAAAAUGUUUUUGAUGAAGAAAGACUCAGAAAUAAUGAACAUGUUUGUCGAUAUGCAUGUAGACAGUGCAAACACAAACAAUAUUUAUAUUGCAACUAACAAUACUGAUGUCUUGCAUGCUACUUAUAUUGGUAAUAGAACUAAUCCAUUAACAUACAAACCAGCUGAGAUAAGUAAAUGCGGUACUUCAACUUGCAUUGAUGUUUGUCCUUUUGGUCAAUCCUUUUUCUGGGUUGGCUGUAACGACGGAACAAUUCGACUUCAUUAUUUAAAUAUAGAGAGACCGAUCGUACAAUUGAAAAACGAACAGUAUUCGGACGAGAUUAAAGCAUUGCAAUGGUCGAAAACGAAACCGUUGACUGUAUAUAUUCUGGAUAAUAGUUCUCGAAUUCAUGUAUGGGAUUUGAGUAAGAGUGAUAUCUGCCCUAUACAUAUAUUACCUAUGGGAAAGUGGGGAAAGAUAAGCAGCAUGCAGCUAUCCCCUUGCAUAAUAGAUCAAGAUAUGACGAAUCAAUAUCUGGCUAUUGGCAUGGAAUCUGGUAACAUAGAAAUACAUAAACUGAAGAAAGAUUUCUAUUACUCAAAGAAAGAGGAAUUUUUACAAGAACUAGACAUAUUUUCGCGAUACGUUUCAAUAUCAUAGAGGAAAAUAUAUAUAUUAAUAAAGUGAGAAUACAGGCAUUAAUAAUUUGUUUAGAAUUAUAUUGUUAUUUUCGAGAAUUGGAUAUAGAAAGAUUCACAGAUUUUAUACUUCCAGUGUAUAUGUGCACUUGCAAUUAUUGCAAUAGAUAAUUAAGAUGCUAGUCACAGAAAGUAAUAUUUACAAGGGAAUGAUUGGAAUUCCUCAAUUGAUUUUUAUGAACUUUGGAUAUGUUGUAGAGCAUGAAAAAAUAUUAGACUCAUAUUUUUUUGUUUGUGCUUAUCUCGAGGUUUAGAAGAUGAAACAAUCCUUCAAA